AUGCCUCGCUGGAUCAAUGUGCUGCUGGUGGUGGGCGCCCCCCUUUUCGGAGCGCAAUGCACCAGCGCCGCCGUGCCCUCCCUGGACGUCCCCGCCUGCGUCGCCGGCAAGGGCAGCGUGCAGUACGACAAGUCGGUGCCGAACGGCGAGUCCGCCUUCCCGCUGACGCAGGUCGACCUGUGCUACACGGACAACGCCAUCAACAUCGUCUUCACGGCACAUGAGGAGAUCAACUUCUACUACAACGCCAGCCAGACCACCAACGACGCUAUCUACAACUACGAGGUGAUGGAGGCCUUCAUCUACCGUGGCACCAAUGACCCGCAGACGUACCUGGAGUUCGAGGUCAGCCCCAACAACGUCACCUUCCAGGCCUUCAUCUACAACCCGACCAAGGUGCGCGUGACGGGCGCGCCGUUCGACACCUUCUACGUCGCCGAGCCGCUGGUCGACGGCCUGAUCGCCAACACGGUGCUGAACCCCGAGACGCAGACGUGGACGUCGGCUGCGAGCAUCCCGCUGGGCCUGUUCAAUGUUGAUAACGGCCAGGCGCAGGGCACGCAGUGGAGGAUGAACUUCUUUCGCACGAUUGUGUCGCCGGACACGUUCCCUGAUCAGGGUCUGGGUGCGUGGAGCCCGACGAAUCAGUCCAGCUUUCACAUGACGCCGUUCUUUGGCAACGUGCAAUUCGUCUAG
Messenger RNA from Anthostomella pinea, 696 nucleotides. The record is from the annotation of a GenBank genome assembly. Lineage: Eukaryota; Fungi; Ascomycota; Sordariomycetes; Xylariales; Xylariaceae.